Panonychus citri (citrus red mite) is the source of this 3075-nucleotide messenger RNA. RefSeq lists its product as uncharacterized. The transcript has 3 exons. The coding region runs from base 990 to 2912 and encodes 640 amino acids. Lineage: Eukaryota; Metazoa; Arthropoda; Arachnida; Trombidiformes; Tetranychidae. The record is from RefSeq and is a predicted model, not a curated record.
CAGAACCAACAACAGAACCAACAACAGAACCAACAACAGAACCAACAACAGAACCAACAACAGAACCAACAACAGAACCAACAACAGAACCAACAACAGAACCAACAACAGAACCAACAACAGAACCGGCAACGGAACUAACAAUGGAACUAACAACAUUGGAAUCAAUAACUGAAUCGAUUUCAGUCUCAACUGUUGAGGUAGUAAAUGUCAGCAUGACAACAGUGACCACACCAACACCAACGGAACUGGACACGAUUGAGACAACAAUAUCUACAACUGUCGAUUCCUUUACUGAAACAAUUGUUGACAGUCAAACACAAUUAACUUUAACUCCAUCAGCUGAAAAUCUCACUUUGAAUUCAGUCACAAUUUCAAUUAUUGAUCCAGUUCUUGAGGAUGACAAUCAAAAAGAUGAACUAAAAAGUGCAGAUUUGAGUAGUAAUUUAUUUCAAACCUACAAAUUGUUCACUAACGAACAUUAUUAUUUUGCUUCAAUCCUUGGACUUGUGGGCUUAAUUGUUGUCACAAUUAGUGUAACAUCGGUGAUCUCAUAUCGUAAACGACAAAACUAUCAACCCAAGAAUCAAGACUUGACUGUUUCAGCAUCUCGAGAUGGAGUUGAAUUAAAUACAAUAACAAUUAAAAGACAAACUCUCAGUAAUUAAAAUUGAAAUAAUAAAAAAACAAUUGACUGCUAAUCUUUAUUAACGUAAAUUUGAUUAUCAAAUUAGAUAAUUGUUACCCUCUUGUUAUCAGUUGAACUGCUAAUUUAUUUAUUUAAUUUAUCAAUUAACAACUGAUAAACUAAACGGUUGAUUAACUAAAUUGGGUAAAUAACUAAUCUUGUGAAUUAAUUAAUCACCAAAAUUAAUUGCAAACACAAGAGUACAACAAUCAAGCAAUAAUUGAACCAUUAAUAAAUUUUAGUUUAGUUGAUUAAUCAAAAUAAAAAAGUGAUUCUUUUGGUUUGAAUUUUCAGCUUCGAGAUGAAAUUGUAUUUUAUUUUAAUUGUUGCUAUUUUAAUUGAUUUAAAUUAUGCCAGUGUUAGAAAAACAAUUUACCUGAGCGAUUAUCAAGAUAGUCCAGUUCUUUGUGUAAGCCUUUCUUAUUUUUUUUCAAUUAAUAGGUACUCGAAUCUUGGCUCUUUGUUGAUUUUUUCAGAAGAAACUUCCUGGAAUGGACAAUCAGUUGAAACUUUGAUUGGAGAAAUCUCGUUGGAACGAGAAUCAGCUCUUAAUUGGAACACUUUUUCAAGAACAAUUCAUUUUGAUCGAUCAGGUAUUUAUCGAAUUAUCGUUAGACAGAAACAACCAAAGGACGUUCAAGAGAUUGUGGUGUCAUUAGAUGUCACAUUGAAAAAGAACCAGUGUCCCAAUGAAUCGCCACACGAGUAUGAAACUGUCCAACCAACAACAAUCACACCACAAAUUGACCAAUCAACCAAAUCUUAUAUAAUUAAUCCACCGGUCAAACUGAUAACCACAAUAAAUCCAAUUGAAUUAAAGACUGAAUUUGCUUCAACACAAUCAAUUGAAUCAACUACAGAAUCGAUUACCGCUUCGAGUGUCUUAACAACAUCAACCAACGACCCUGGUACUCAUGUAACACAAUCAAUUGAUUCUCUAGUGACAGAAUCACUAGAAGUAAGUACAAAUUACAAUCCAACCGCAAGUCAAACCAACGAUCCCUUGAUUUUACCAUCGACGACAAUUACCUCACAAGUUGACCAAUCAACCAGAUCUCAUACAACCAAUAUACCGAUCGAUUUGAUUAGCACAUUCAGCUCUUUGACACCAACAAUCGAUGGGCCUAGUGCUCAUUUAGCAACAAUUACCCCACAAAUUGACCAAUCAACUAAAUCGUGUACAUCACCAGUCGAAACUAUUACUACUUCAAAUGACCUAACAGCGACAAGCAACUACCCUGAUACUCAUAUAACACAAUCACUUGACUCAUCUGUAGUGACAGAAUCACUAGAAAUAAGUACAAUCGAAACUUUGACCUCAACUUUAACACUGACCACCUCUAACUCAGACAUUAUUGUGACCUCUACGAGUUACAAUCCGACCGCUAGUCAAACCAAUGAUCCUUUGAUUUUACCAUCGACAACAAUUAAAUUAACCACACCAGAGUAUCUCGAGCCAACAACUAUCGAUGAUCAGACAACUCACUCCAAUUAUGAUGAUAAAGUGACCAAAUCUUAUACAGUUAACCCGCCGGUCAAACCGAUAGCGACACUAAAUCCAAUUGAAUUAAAGACUGAAUUUACUUCAACAACUAUCGACCCUAAAUCUCAUGUAACACAAUCAAUUGAAUCAACCACAGAAUCAGAAAAAAUGAUGACCGAGAUGUUGACAACCUCCAAGUCGGACAUUAGUUUGACCACAACCUCAGAGUAUUUUAAAUCAACAGUAAUUGAUGACGAAACUACACAAUUAACAGAAAGAACAACAUCCAAUCACAAUCAAGAAAUCACAUCAACAACAAUUACAAAUGAAUCAACAACGAUAACAGUUAACAAUUCAACACAAAAUUUACCAAAUGAAUCAACUAAUUCUGAUAACAAAUCCAAUGAAAAUGAUAAUCUGAAUACAAAGACUGGCAAUUUAGCAGAUGAUUUGAUUGUUACAAUCAAAUUAUUGACGAACAAACAAUAUUUAAUUUAUUCAAUCAGUACACUAAUUGGACUAAUUGUCAUAAUAAUUGUUGUAACAAUUAUAAUCAAUCACUUGAAACAAGAAACAUGGAAACCAAAUGAUUCCAGUAUUUCCGCUGAUCCAUCAGGAAUUGAAUUAAAUGUAGUUACAUAUCACCGGCGGACAAUUAACUCUAAAAUUUUCAAUGCCCUUUCUAUUAAUCGUAAAUCAAAACAACCAAUUAACGAAACUGUAGUACAAUUUAAACAAUAAUCAAACUAAAAAUGUAAAAUUAAAAUGUUUAAGUUUAAAUUAACACAACUGAUCAAUUUAACCAUCAGUUACAAUCAAGGUUUCAAAUGAUUUGAAUCAAUUGUUUAUUGUUGAUCAUGAUAUUAAUAUUUAAUUGCACCAAAAAUAAAAAAUGUUUAAUUUU